AUGACAGAAUACAUUCUUAUUUUAAGCUCAUUUGUUGCUUUAGGUUGUAUGGCUACAUCUUUGAAGCCUUCACCUAUUUAUGGGGGUAUGUGCCUAAUUAUUAGUGGGUGCGCUGGUUGUUUAGCGGUGUUAGGGUUUGGUGGAUCAUUUUUGGGAUUAAUGGUGUUUUUAAUUUAUUUGGGUGGUAUGAUAGUUGUAUUUGGGUAUACAACUGCUAUGUCAGCUGAGGAGUAUCCUGAGACUUGAGUGUCUAGUUGAUUAGUGUUUGGUAUCUUGGUGAUAAGCAUAUUUAUAGAGUUAGGUAUGACGUUUGUUACUAAAUAUUAUGAGGGUGUAGAGUUAAUUUUGAAUUUUAAUGAUAUGGGAGGAUGAGUGAUUUAUGAUGGUGAUGAACUGGGGUUGAUAGGUGAGGGUGGAGCUGGUGUAGCAGCAUUAUAUAGCUGCUCAGCUUGAUUAAUGGUUGUUUCUGGGUGAACUUUACUUAUGGGUGUGUUUAUUAUUAUUGAGAUUACUCGUGGAAAUUAA
Cricetulus griseus (Chinese hamster) is the source of this 525-nucleotide messenger RNA. The record is from the annotation of a RefSeq genome assembly. Lineage: Eukaryota; Metazoa; Chordata; Mammalia; Rodentia; Cricetidae.